Enterobius vermicularis (human pinworm) is the source of this 1035-nucleotide messenger RNA. Lineage: Eukaryota; Metazoa; Nematoda; Chromadorea; Rhabditida; Oxyuridae. The record is from the annotation of a GenBank genome assembly.
AUGAGGCGUGGAUUUGGAACCAGGUUUCAAACUUCAUUCGCUGGCUCUUCGGCCUUUGAGGGAACGAAUACGAGCCUUGGUAAUGGGAACAAAAUGAACAUGCGUCUACGGAUUCUGACAAAUUGUUUGGACGAGGCUGAAAAAACCGCUGAUGUUUCCAAGGUCAACAUGUAUAAAGAUUCUAUUACAAGAAGUAGGUGUGGAUUACCGAUUGAUGCCGCCAGGUCCCUGGAUCUUAUGAGACAGAUAUUUCAAAGUGAACUGACUAGAGACUUGCAGCAGGUCCUUGAUCGCCAUAUUCGUGUUAGCUUUGCCCCCGCUUUCGAACAUCUUAAAAAUAACGGCCAUGCAGUAACCGAUGACUUAGUUAAAGAAUUAUAUAGGAAUAUUUUGGAAGCAGCUAAGGCACCUUAUAUGCCGUCGGACAACUCAAUCCCAGACUUUGUCCUUGAUCUUAUCAGUACUCGCGAUGGAGCAGUCUCGGACAUUGAUAGUGAAGCUAGCGUUGUUAGUACUUCACAGCCUCCUUCUUCCGCCCAGACUCAGAUAAGACCAAGGAAGAGAGGUCGCCCUAGAAAAGUAGAAACCGACUGUGGUCGAAGCGGUACACCGUUGAUGCGGUCUACCGAAAAUAUUUCGGCAUUAGAAGCUUAUAAGUGGAAUCCUGAUCGUGUUAGUACUUCUACCCGUUUUAUUCUCGGUUCGAAAGUUUACCGUUUGUUAGCAACACCGCCGCGAGGGAAUUUGUACGCAAAGUAUCCGAGACUAUUUAGGUAUGUGUGUGAUGAAGACGAUCGUGCAUGGCUAAUGGAAAAGCAUUUAACAACUCGGCAGUCAGGAAAAAUAUUUUUAAUGAUGCUCGAAGAUGUUAUUGAAAUAGCUUUCAAAGAAAAUUGCUAUGGCUCCCCCUUGGAAUUCGAGAAGUCAUCUUUCACCGUUCCCGAGUCGCUAAUCGCUAAAGUGAAACAGCGGAUGGCUGAGAUAUUUGAGCAGUUGAAGCCAAGAAUAAGUAAUUCACCUCAGAACUUGACUUAG